Trichosurus vulpecula (common brushtail) is the source of this 951-nucleotide messenger RNA. RefSeq names its product ESX-1 secretion-associated protein EspB-like. Bases 1 to 951 code for a protein of 316 amino acids. The transcript has 2 exons. NCBI's taxonomy places the organism in Eukaryota, Metazoa, Chordata, Mammalia, Diprotodontia, Phalangeridae. The record is from RefSeq and is a predicted model, not a curated record.
AUGUCGCCGCCGAAGAUCCCCGGGGGGCCGCCCCCCUGCGGGCUGCGCCCCGCGCGUCCCCCCGGCCUCGGAGCCGGGACAGCGAGGGAAGCGACGGGGCGAGGCGGGGCCGGGGCCGGGGCCGGGAAGGGAAGCGGCUUCGGGGCGGCGGCGGCGGCGGCGGCGUUCGGCCGGGCGAUGCCUCCUCUCUCCCCGGCGGCGGCGGCGGCGGCGGGAGCCUCGGCGAUGGAGGGGGCGGGGAGCGGGGCGGGAGGACGAGGCGGGGGGAGGGGGACGGGGACCAGGCCCCGGCAAAUCACAGCCCCCGACAGCGGGGGAGGGGACACAGCGGCCACCGCGCGGUCACCCCGCGGCGUCCAGGAGGGAGCGCGUCCCAGCGGCUCCGGGCUCCGCGGCUCUUCGCUCCUUCCUGGAGCUGCGGAGGCGAGCCCGCCUGCUGGUCACAGCCGCCGCGUCGCCCGCCUCAUCCCCCCGCCGGCGGCGGCGGCGGGCCUCCCUCCCCAGCCCGGUGAGGGCGCGGAUGGGUACGCGGUCGCCUUACCCAGUGAAACCCGAGCGCCCCCCACCCCCACCAGCCGCUACUCAUCAGGCCCCCUCCUCCCGCCUCCUCCUAGAACAGGAGCCCGAGCUGGGCUGGAGCGCCUACUCCGGAGCCAGCUAGCCGGAGCUCCUCUUUUGUUCUUGGUCCGAAGCUAUCUCCCCAGCCAGCAGCCCAGCCCAGCCAAUCGUUCACUGGGUCGCCCUAACACCCCACUCCCCACUCGCCCGUUGCCAACCGGCCCAGAGGGGGCACACCUCCAAUCAACACCCGGCCCCUUCCACCAACACCCCUCUGGAGGACACCCCGUUUCUUCCAAGGAGGGCACCCCUUCUUCUCCUGCGCCAUCCUUAAUAUCAAAAUCGCAACACUGGGUCACACCCAUGUCCCAUCCAGCUGGUUUCGGCUGCUGA